Messenger RNA from Chaetomium strumarium, 489 nucleotides. RefSeq names its product P-loop containing nucleoside triphosphate hydrolase protein. NCBI's taxonomy places the organism in Eukaryota, Fungi, Ascomycota, Sordariomycetes, Sordariales, Chaetomiaceae. The record is from RefSeq and is a predicted model, not a curated record. Gene Ontology annotation, cellular component: mitochondrial inner membrane. Gene Ontology annotation, biological process: mitochondrial respiratory chain complex III assembly; protein insertion into mitochondrial inner membrane from matrix. Gene Ontology annotation, molecular function: ATP hydrolysis activity; ATP binding. The transcript has a single exon. The annotation marks the transcript as partial.
GUAUUGCUGGAUGAUCAGGUCAAAGAAAGCCUCCUAGAAAACGUCCGCGGCUUUCUUAACCCCGCUACUCUGGAGCAGCAGCGUGGUCCAUACAGGCGGUGCUACCUAUUUCACGGACCUACUGGAACUGGAAAGACAUGCUUGGCUCUGGCUCUCGCAGGGCAUUUCGAUCUGGAUGUUUACAUCGUCUGCCAGCCCGUCAACGACAGCGACCUGAAGACCUUGUUCUCCCGGAUACCGCCCCGAUCUAUUAUCGUCUUGGACGGUGCCGAGGACGCCAAUUCCCAGCCACGAGAAGGAACCGCCUCUCUGUCCGCGCUCCUCGAUACUAUCGACAGCGCAGGGGAUGGCCAUGUUAUAAUUAUGACAACCCGCCAUAUCGCGCUUGUCGAUAGCGCCCUAAUAAUGGAGCCUAGUCGCGUGGCUCUGACAGCCGGAUUCGGACUCGCGGAUAAGGAAAUGAUAGCUAGGCUCUUCCGUUUUACAUAU